GGAAAUGGGAGAAAUUAUAUUCCGGCAAAAAUAAAUAAUAAAAACGCAAACAUGGCGUUGUUCAUGAAGCAAAACUUCUCCCCGCCGCUGCUGUCAAGGAAAUGGGUUGCUAUAAAAUUUAGGCCUAAUGUGUUGCUAUACAGCCGGGAGCACAUCGUCUGUAUAUUAGAGAGUGGUCUGCUUUUCCGAGAGGACAGUGCCACCGUCGAGCAGGAAUGCCCGCCUCCUGAAAAGGUGUGGGCGGCGGCGGGCGGCGGCGGGUGGGGGUGGUGCACGCGCGGGGAGCGCGGCGCGGCGCUGCUGGCCGUCGGCGCGUGUGUGCUCGCCUUUCCGCCCAAAACGUUAUCCCGCGGUGCGCUGGGCCGCGUGGCCGCCAGCCUCGCGUGCGGCGUGCUCGCCCGCGGCCUGCUGCGCCGCCGCGCGCGCGCGCUGGCCCGCCUCCCGGCGCUCUGUGACGUCAUGCGCCGCUACCUGGCGCUCGCGCGGCGCGCGCAGGCCUGCGUCCGGGACAACGCGCAACACAACACUCUGGGUUCGGUCUCGCAAGCACUGCAAGCCACACACGAGCUGCUCUGUCGCCAGCAAGCGGCCCUGGCGACGCUCAUGUCGCGCGCGUCGGUCGCGUUGCUAGGCAACGCGCCGUGGCUGAGGGACGACCUGGCCUGGGCCGAGCUGCCGGAUGCCACGGAUCCUGUGCAGAAGAUCCACCACGCGUUCCUAGUGGUCCAGUCCACUUUGCUGAAGCACAUCGCAAUGGCACACUUUACACAGCCGUUACACACCCAACACGUCUACAAGAAUCACAACGAACGGCUACACUGGAUACACACAGUACUAUUACAACACCUCCUUGAAGAGUUCGAAGAAAACUAUGAAGCUUUGGACCGUAUGUAUAGAAUAUUCAAGAAUUAUGGUACCAAAGAUGUAGAAAGGAAAACCUUCCCCGUGAACGAUAGGUGGUUGUACUCUGAGGUCCAUAGCGGAGUCGCUAGAACUUGUCUAGAUUUAAAAAUGGCACUUGAAAAGUGUACUAAUCUAGACAUGUUUCUAGACUCCUGUGCUAUUAAUGACCAGGAGCUAGAUUUAGAUGUGCUUAAUGAAGAUAUUGAUAAUCUAAUUGAUGAAUUAGCUAAGUGUUUAAACACUAUGCAAAGCUCUCAAAUUAGGCUGAAGAAGUUGCAAAGAAAAUUUAAUGUUCAAGAAGAGAGGAAGGAAGAAAGUGUUUCGGAAGAAGAAGUGGUUUUGAGAUUAGAAGAUAAACCGGUUGAACCUAAAGAUGAAGUAUUCUAUUUGAUCAAAACUGAGGAAGAUAAUGAAAGGGAAGAUAUAGCUGAUGUGACGACAGCCCCGGGCAAGAAAGAGAGGGAAGCAACGAAGUUUAUGCUAAACGAGUUAAAGAGGAAACUAGUGAAGAGAGAAGACGUUAUGCGAGAGAGGGAGAGGCAAGCUUUAGUCAAAACUAUGCCUGAAUUGAAAAUCGUUCCUGAAUUCCCGAGACAGAUGGAGGACUAUACUGACAAGAAGGGGUUUAUAAAGAAAAUUAUCAAAGACAGUAAUAAGGACAGACUGUUCAAAGAUUAUAAAAUAGGUUCUAAGACAAAACGUAAAAGGAAAUAUAAGUUUAAUGUAAAUAAAUAUGAAAGCGAAUCUGAAAUUAAAGAUACAUUAGAAGCGAACGCUAAAUUAAGCGCUAAAAGUAAAAUUGUAAGCAUUUCUAGUAAGAAUAAAGAAUUGAUUCUCACGAAAUGGAAUAAAAAAGAAUCUAAACCUGAAACGAGCUAUUCUUCAGAGAAAGAUACUGAAGGAUCUUUCAGUCAAGCGUUCAAUAAUACUGUCAAUAACGCUGUCAAUAAAACAAUCAACGAAGCUGUCAAUAAACUACAUACAAAACCGGAAUCGAGCUACUCAUCUGACAAAGAAUCCGAAGCCCAAGCGGUCAAUAAUACUGUCAAUAAAUCUAUCGAUAAAACAGUCAAUCAAGCAAACAAUCAAAUAAAAUUCACAAAAAAAGAUUUAGAUUUCUCCACAUCAUCUGAAAGCGAUUAUGACCACGAACACCAGAUGGCGUUGUUGAAAGAUAUAAGAAGGCAUAGAGUUGCCAGGAAAAAAAAUCAUCCUGUCAAACGCGUGUCCAUAGACAUUGUAGACGAGAGUUUGAAGCCCAUAGAGUACAGUUUUGGGACUGGUAUGGCUAUGGCGUCUGUGUUGCAAGUUAACAAUUUGAAAAUAAUGCCCAAUAUGGGGGCUGAGGAAGUUUUCAUUGGGGAUGGGGAGGUGUCCAAUGAUAGCGGUAACGAUGAAGAUGCUUAAUUUUGUCUAUAGAUUUAUAUUAAUUAAAAAAAUAUGAUGUUAAGAAUAAAACUUUUAUG
Molecule: messenger RNA, 2369 nt
Organism: Cydia splendana
Lineage: Eukaryota; Metazoa; Arthropoda; Insecta; Lepidoptera; Tortricidae
Exons: 7
Coding region: 52-2310 (752 amino acids)
Source: RefSeq, a predicted model, not a curated record